Messenger RNA from Melospiza melodia melodia, 827 nucleotides. RefSeq names its product chromosome 14 C5orf58 homolog (gene C14H5orf58). Lineage: Eukaryota; Metazoa; Chordata; Aves; Passeriformes; Passerellidae. Bases 79 to 384 code for a protein of 101 amino acids. The transcript has 4 exons. The record is from RefSeq and is a predicted model, not a curated record.
AGCAGCUCUCCAGUGACUGUCACACACUUCAGUUUGCCCAGAGGUGUCCUGACGUGUGAGGAAAGACGAGCAGGAGGAAUGGGGGAAGAACAAACCCAGGGAUCUGAAGCCUCAGCCAUGACUGAUGAACUCAACAUAAAGCCACUGACUGAAGGGAAAAGAGACUCAGACAAAGAAUCUAUGUUAAAUGUGAUCAAAAAUUCUGAUGGGCAGUUUAACCUUGAGGCUGCAAUUAAAAAUGUUGACACAAUGUCCAACGAGUUGAAGAAAAUAAAUGUGGAAAGCCAGCUACUGCUUUGUGACCUGAUUUUGAAUUUCAACCAUCCAAUGAAGGCCAAAGAUUUAAGAGAAGCUGAAGAAAAGACUUGGAGUUUAACUGAUUAAGUAACAUCCAUUUUCAUGUCUUGUCUUCUGUUAAUACUGUGAAGUUGCUUCUUUCUUCUUUCUUCUUCCUUCUUUCUUCUUUCUUUUCUUCUUUCUUCUCUCUUCUAAUUAAGUUUGAACUGUACAAUGAUAGCAUGGUUUCUUGAAGGUAGACUAUUUUUGUUUUAAGCUAAACCUGUGGAAUGGAAAAAAAACUAGGUUAUUGGUUCUGAGAGUGGUUUUUUCAACCCACAUUUCCCAAAUUAAGCCCACUAGGGCUGGAAAGACUGAUGUAAUGAAUUAAAAAGGUCAGGAAACUGGGCAUGAAGUUUCUCAUGUGGUUUUCUCCUUUUAAACAAAAAUGUGUUGGAACAGUAGCAAAUACUUGAAAUUUACUUCAAGUCACUGUCUGCUGUCUCAUUUGUGCCUGGGGAAGCGGGAUAAGAAACUGCCUUUGAAGGAGG